This is a messenger RNA of Callorhinchus milii (elephant shark), 4720 nucleotides long. Its product is annotated as DDB1- and CUL4-associated factor 1. NCBI's taxonomy places the organism in Eukaryota, Metazoa, Chordata, Chondrichthyes, Chimaeriformes, Callorhinchidae. The transcript has 25 exons. Gene Ontology annotation, biological process: protein ubiquitination. The record is from RefSeq and is a predicted model, not a curated record. Gene Ontology annotation, molecular function: nuclear estrogen receptor binding; histone H2AT120 kinase activity. Bases 58 to 4653 code for a protein of 1531 amino acids. Gene Ontology annotation, cellular component: Cul4-RING E3 ubiquitin ligase complex; nucleus.
GGGCGCCGCCAUUCGGGGCCUGGAGCGGGAGCGUGGAGCCGCGAAAUAAGCUCAGCAAUGGCAUCCGGUACUUCAAGUGUUGAUUCGAAAGCUGAGCUCACUGCGUUACUGGAGCAGUGGGAACGGGACAGUAACAGCGGCACUAAUGUCAUCCCCAUUCUCACCAAGAUUUCAGACCUGAUUGAGAAGGAGACCGAAGAAUACCAUAAAGCGGAUCCUGAUCCUUUUGAUGACCGUCAUCCUGGCCGGGCAGAUCCAGAAUGUAUGUUGGGGCAUCUCCUCAAAAUACUCUUCAAAAAUGAUGAUUUCAUGAAUUCGUUGGUUAAUGCCUAUGUGAUGAGCAGCCGAGAUGCACCGGUGAAUACGGCUGCAUGUCGACUGCUACUGGACAUCAAACCUGGACUGGAAACGGCAGUUGUAUUUCAGGAGAAGGAAGGGAUCGUUGAAAACUUGUUUAAAUGGGCUCGGGAGGCAGAAGAACCGCUGAGGACGUAUGCCACUGGACUGCUUGCCGGUGCUAUGGAAAACCAGGACAUUGCAGCCAACUAUCGGGAGGAAAACUCACAGAUGGUACCAUUGAUGUUGCAGCGACUACGGGAUUUGCAGAAGCAGGAUCUGGAAAGAAAUCAGAAGAUAAAGUGGCAGAGCCCUCGGAAGCCACCUUUGAAUCCACCUCUAGAGCCACUGCUUCCCAUGGAUGAGGAGGCUGUGGACAUGGACUAUGGGGAUACGGAGAGGGCACCAGAUGGAGAGGAAGGUCUUGAGGAAUUUUCCUUCCAGCUGAACUCUAUGUGUAAAGCCAACAGCAGAGUUAAUUCCAUCGUCAAAAGCUCUGAGAGAGAGGACCAAUUAAAGAGUAAAGAUGGAGGAAGGACAGAGGGAGAGGAUGGAAGGAAAGUUCCCAAACACAGGCUUAGUUUUUCAGGGCUGGAUCCUGACCGGAUUUGUAGUGAACACUCUAAUAGCUGGUCCGAGAUGUCACCCUGGGUGAUUGGCAAUAAUUAUAACCUUUAUCCUUUGACCUCUGCCAUUGAGCAAAGAUUGAUCCUUCAGUACCUAACACCCCUUGGAGAGUAUCAAGAGUUGCUGGCUGUGUUCAUGCAGCUCGGGGCCCGAGAUCUGCUCAUGUUCUAUAUUGAUCUGAAGCAGACGAAUGAUGUCCAACUCACCUUUGAGGCCCUGAAGUACCUAGCCUCUUUAUUGCUGCACAAGAAGUUUGCCGCAGAUUUUGUGGCUCAGGGUGGAGUUCAGAAGCUGCUGGAGAUCCCGCGGCCAUCCAUGGCAGCCACCGGCGUCUCUCUCUGCUUGUACUAUUUGGCUUAUAAUCAGGAUGCAAUGGAGCGGGUUUGCUUGUUGCCUCACUUUGUUCUCUCAGAUGUGGUCAGCUACACCCUGUGGCUGCUGGAGUGCUCCCACGAGUCGGGACGCUGUCAUGCUACCAUGUUCUUCUCCAUUUCAUUUGCCUUUCGUUCUGUCCUGGAGCUUUUUGACAAGCAGGAUGGACUAAGACGGCUGGUUAACCUGAUUAGCACUUUGGAAAUCUUAAACCUGGAGGAUCAGGGGGCACUACUUAGUGAUGAUGAAAUCUUUGCCAGCCGUCAGACUGCCAAGCAUACCUGUAUGGCACUACGCAGAUACUUUGAGGCCCACCUGGGCAUCAAACUGGAGCAUGUGAAACGAUCCCUGCAGAGAACAGAAGGAGGUGCUCUCAUACAUCCACAGCCUCCAUACAAGACACUGGGUUCAUUUCGAAAGUGGGCUUGCUGGGAAUUGUCAAUGUGUCCUGUUUCCAAAAAUCAGGCUUGUUCUUACACCCAUGAGCAAGUUGUUGAGAUGGUAGAAUUCCUGAUUGAAUGUGGCCCUGCAAGGCUAUUCUGGGAACCAGCAGAGAUCUUCCACAAGCUCUCGUGUGUACAACUCCUAUUGCAGCUCAUAUCGAUUGCCUGUGAUUGGAGGACAUACUAUGGGAGGAGUGACACUGUUCGUUCUGCUCUCGAUGUGCUCGCCAUUCUCACCGUUGUACCCAAAACUCCGCUUUUAUUAGCGGAGCCUGUCGAUGUGCUCGAUGAGAGCGGCUCUGCUGUCACCACAGUGGGGAUGAGCAUUAUCCUUGGAGUUGCUGAGGGAGAUAUCUUUGUGAAUGAUGCUGAAACACAAAAAUCUGCUCUUCAGGUGAUCAUGAACUGCGUGUGUGGGCCUGACAAACGCAUCUCCAGCAUCGGCAAGUUUCUGUCUGGGACCCCUCGGCGCAAGAACUCUCAGACCCCCAAGAGCAGCGAGAACGUACUGACCAAAAUGUGGAACGUAGUUCAGGCCAACAACGGUAUCAAGGUGCUGUUAUCCUUGCUGACCGUGAAGAUGCCGAUUACUGAUGCAGAUCAGAUCCGUUCAUUGGCCUGCAAGGCCCUGGUCGGCCUCUCCCGCAGCAGUUCUGUUAAGCAGAUCAUCAGCAAACUGCCCUUGUUCAGCAGUGGUCAGAUCCAGCAGCUCAUGAGGGAGCCUGUGCUGCAGGACAAACGUCAUGAGCAUGUUAAAUUCUGCAAGUACGCCUCGGAACUGAUUGAACGCAUCUCUGGGAAACCCCUGUCCAUUGGGUCAGACGUGUCCCUGGCACGCCUACAGAAAGCAGAUGUUGUGGCUCAGACGCGAAUCAGUUUCUCAGAGAAAGAGUUGCUGCUUCUUAUCAGGAACCACCUGGUGUCUCACGGGCUCCAGGAAACAGCUGCCACGCUGACAAAGGAGGGAGACCUUCCCCGAACACCUGCCAUCCAACCUGUGCCUUCUCAUCCUACAGCCUUCACACCUGUAGCUGCAGGAACAUCCCCCAUUGUCCUGCCCCGAACCCCCCGACUAGCCAAUGGUAUUUGCUCUAGAACUAUCAACCUGACGUCCGUCUCAACCCCAUGUCAGGCAAAGCCAUCAGCAUUACAAGUCUCCUGCUCUGGCACUGGGCCUUCCUGUGCCAAUGGCUCUCCAAUAAUUGGUAAAAUAAGUUUUUCUAAAGAGAAGCCAUCACCAUGCAAUGGCUGCAGCCUCAGGAAGCAGAAACUUAUACGCCAAAAGUCAGACUACGGAGCCUAUAACCAGACACCGGCCAUCAAAAAACAGUUAGACCGUCAUUUGCCCUCGCCUCCCUCGCUGGACAGCAUCAUCACCGAGUACCUGAGGGAGCAGCAUGCUCGUUGCAAGAACCCCGUGGUCACCUGUCCCCCAUUCUCUCUGUUUACUCCUCACCAAUGUCCGGAGCCGAAGCAGAGGCGACAGGCGCCACUGAACUGCACCUCGCGAGUGGCCUGCAGAGCCGCCUUCCCCAAGUAUGGCGGGGUGGACGGCGGCUGUUUUGACAGACACCUUAUCUUCAGCAGGUUCCGUCCGAUUUCUGUGUUCAGGGAAUCUGAUGAGGAAGGCAGUGGCUUUACCUGCUGUGCAUUCUCUGCUCGGGAGCGUUUUCUGAUGCUGGGGACGUGCACUGGAGAACUCAAACUCUAUAACUUAUUCAGUGGUCAGGAGGAAGCCACCUAUGCCUGCCACAACUCUGCUAUUUCACAUCUGGAACCAUCUAAAGAUGGAUCCUUGUUGUUGACUUCAGCAAGUUGGGGGCAGCCUCUCUCUGCCCUUUGGGGAAUGAGAUCAGUGUUUGAUAUGAAACACUCCUUCCCUGAUGAUCACUAUGUGGAGUUCAGUAAACUAUCUCAAGACAGAGUUAUCGGAACAAAAGAGGAGGUUGCUCACAUAUAUGAUGUUCAGACUGGGCUGAAUAUCCUGACCCUAUACAACCCCGACCUGGCCAAUAAUUACAAGCGGAAUUGUGCAACCUUUAAUCCUACUGAUGACCUGGUAUUAAAUGACGGUGUUUUGUGGGAUGUGCGUUCCAAACAAGCUGUUCACAAGUUCGAUAAAUUCAACAUGAAUAUCAGUGGUGUUUUCCAUCCAAACGGCUUGGAAGUGAUUAUCAACACUGAGAUUUGGGACCUGCGAACAUUCCACCUCCUGCACACUGUGCCAGCACUAGAUCAAUGUCGCAUUGUCUUCAACAAUACAGGAACUGUCAUUUAUGGGGCCAUGUUACAGGCAGACGAUGAGGAUGAUAUGAUGGAGGAGCGAAUGAAAAGCCCCUUUGGAUCUUCUUUCAGAACAUUUGAUGCUACUGACUACAAGCCAAUAGCAACCCUUGAUGUGAAGAGGAACAUUUUUGAUCUUUGCACAGAUACGAAAGACUGCUACCUGGCUGUAAUUGAGAACCAAGGCAGCAUGGAUGCUUUGUCUAUGGACACUGUCUGCAGGCUUUAUGAAGUGGGCCGUCAGCGACUGGCUGAGGAAGAGGAUGAAGAGGAAGAUCAGGAGGAAGAAGAGGAAGAUGAUGAUGAUGACGAUGAUGAUGACGACUCUGAUGACGACCUCGAUGAUCUGGACACAGACCCACUCCUGGACGGGGAGGAUGAUGAAGAUGAUAAUAAUGAUAAUGAAGUAAAUGUAAUGGAGGACGGUGAGCAGGGAUUCUCACCAUCUGAUGAGGAGCUGGAGGCCCUGUUGGGCGGUAAUGGUGAUGAGGAUGAGGAUGGGGAAGAGGAUGCUGACCUUAUUCUUGGCGUGUCGGAUAGCUCAGAUAACUCUGACUUGGAAGACGACAUCAUUUUGUCACUGAAUGAAUGAGGCUGUGGUUGAAAGGAGGUGAAGAGAAUGAAGAUCUAAGCUCAAAAGAGGUGCCCAUCUGAGCUAG